Messenger RNA from Brassica napus (rape), 2215 nucleotides. Its product is annotated as transcription factor PIF3. The record is from RefSeq and is a predicted model, not a curated record. NCBI's taxonomy places the organism in Eukaryota, Viridiplantae, Streptophyta, Magnoliopsida, Brassicales, Brassicaceae. Gene Ontology annotation, biological process: regulation of DNA-templated transcription. Bases 392 to 2002 code for a protein of 536 amino acids. The transcript is spliced from 7 exons. Gene Ontology annotation, molecular function: protein dimerization activity; DNA-binding transcription factor activity.
GCAGAAACACCAUCUUGUAUAAAAGCAUCAGUUACUUGAAUUGUAUUAAACCCAUAUGCUAUAAAAUAAUUAAUAAUUAGUUUGUAAGAGUUGGGAGGAGAAAAAAAAUAGUGGAAAAGAAGGGAAAAAACAAAAACAGAGUAUAAAGAGAAGAGCUAAUGAUUCGAGCGACGAUAAAAGUUGAGUGUUCGAGAGAAGCGUCUCAGAGACUGUGAAAAUUCAUCAAAAUCCUCUCUUACAGUGCGUGCCACGAUUCGGUCCCCAUCUUGUGCGUCGAUUUUGUCUCCUUCCACUCUCUCUCUCCAGAUCAUUACUUACUUCUCUCUCUCUGCCGUCUUCUUCUCCUCUAUUCUCUCGAUUCACACUCUGCAUUUGGAUUGAUGUCUCUUUAAUGCUUCGAGGAUCUCGUUUUCUCUCUUCGCCGCCAGCUUCGUCUUCUUCAGUUUCUUGUACCCCUCUGUUUUCCCAGGUCUCUGUCUGUAAGGGAAACACCAUGCCUCUGUUUGAGCUUUUCAGGCUCGCCAACGCUAAUGUUGAAUAUGCUCAAGACGAGAACACUUCUCCACCCGUGGAUGAAGUUGUUGAGCUGGUUUGGGAAAACGGUCAGAUCUCAACUCAAAGCCAGUCGAGCAGAUCAAGAAACAUCCCACCACCACAAUCUAUUCAUCAAGCAAGAGCUAGAGAGAUCGGAACUGGCUCAAAGGCCACGAUGGUGGACGAGAUCCCGAUGUCAGUGCCCUCACUAAUGACCGGUUUGAGUCAAGACGAUGACUUGGUUCCGUGGCUGAACCCUCAUCAAUCCCUUGAUGGAUAUUGCUCUGAUCUCUUGCAUGAUGUUUCUCCUGUUACCGUCAACGAGCAAGAGAGCGAUGCUUUCCCGAGAAGAAACAAUGGGAAUGAAUUAGCUCCGGCUGCUUCUUCAUCUCAGUUCAACGGUUUUGAUUCACAUUCUCUGUAUGGAACCGGUAGAGCUAGAGAUCCUGUUAGCCAACCAGCCAAACCAGAUCAAUUCACUCAGAGACAGGAACCGUUAGUAACUAGCAACAAGCCUGGUUUGCUCAACUUUUCGCAUUUCUUACGCACGGCAGCUUUGGCUAAGACUAAUAAUGUCUCUAAAGAGAAGAGUCCUCAAAGCCCGCCGAAUGUGUUUCAGACUAGAGUUCUUGGAGCUAAAGACAAGGUUCUCAACGAGCCUAAGGAUAAUAACCAAAAGACUUGCUUAGUUUCAGAAGACUCAAAUAGAAAAGAGCAAGAGAGUGAAAAGGCUGUUGUGUGUUCUUCUGUUGGGUCUGGUAAUAGUCUCGAUGGACCUUCUGAAAGUCCUUUAAAAAGAAAGCAUUUGGAUGUUCAGGACAUUGAGUGUCAUAGUGAAGAUGUUGAGGGAGAAUCAGGAGAUGGAAGAAAAGAAACAGCUCCAUCUCGAACAGGCAUUGGUUCAAAGAGAAGCCGCUCGGCUGAAGUGCAUAAUCUGUCUGAAAGGAGACGGCGUGAUAGGAUUAACGAGAAGAUGCGUGCUCUUCAAGAACUCAUACCAAACUGCAACAAGGUGGACAAAGCUUCGAUGCUAGAUGAAGCAAUCGAGUAUCUAAAGUCACUUCAACUUCAAGUACAGUUCAUGUCAAUGGCGUCUGGUUACUACAUGCCACCGGUUAUGUUCCCACCGGGUAUGGGGCAUCAUUACCAAGCAGCAGCAAUGGCGAUGGGCAUGGGAAUGCCUUAUGCAAUGGGCUUGCCUGAUAUGAGCCGUGGAGGUCCCUCUGUUAACAACGGACCACAGUUCCAGGUUCCCGGGAUGCAACAACCAGUGGCCAUGGCUAUUCCACGUGUCUCUGCUGGUGGUUUCUUUGGUUCUUCAACGGUGGAGAUGAAUAAGAGUGAUGAUGGUUCGACUAGAGAUUUAUCUGGUGGUACUAAAGAUCAAACAACGACAAAGGACAACAAUAGCUUGAGACCGAUUAAGAGAAAACAGGCGUCUUCUGAUCAGUUUUGUGGAUCGUUAUGACAUAAACACAAACUUAAGCACUGAUGCAUUAAUUAUUAUCAAUAGCAUUCAAACAAAUCAAUUCUAAAACCCGCAAAUACAUAAAAUAAAUUUGUGUUCAUUACAUGAUAAAAAAGUGUUUUGGUGCUUCUGCUGUCGGUAAUUUGUGCUUGUUAAUUGUAACAUUAUUUUAAAAUGAAAAAUUUGAUGUUGGUAAUACUAUAUGUUUGUGAA